AUGAUACAAGCACUGUUGCCUAAUGCUGGGGAUUGGAUGUGUUGUUGGUGCUUCAUAAGACAAAUGCUUGUGGUUUUGGGAUCAGGAUUAUUCCAGCAAAAUGGGGAGCUGGAAGGUUCUUCCAUUCAGGUCCCCAAACCAGGUGUCAUUUCGGUCAAGUCUACUGCUGUUCUGUCGGGUGUCACACCUAUGGAUGUAGAAUCACAAGCAGUGCAAGUGGCCACAACUGUAGAAAUCUCUGGCCUGCAAGUUGUUGCAUAUGAUGUGGGAACUCUUAUGGUUGGUGGUUGGUCUGAUCUUAAAACAAUUGUUUUCUUUGCAGGGUCCCACAUAGUUUCUGCCUCCUGCCUUGAAGCUUCUGAAUUGUCAGAAGGAUCUCAACAUCUGUUCCAGCCAUUUUCAAUGCCAUCAGAUUUGCAUUCAAACCAAGAGGGGAAUUCGCAGAAGAAGAGCAAUGUUUGCAAUACAUGUGGUAGAGCUUAUAAAUGGCAAAUAUCACUUCAGAGGCACAUGCGUCUAGAAACAGAGGAGCUUGAUGACCAGAAACAUAAAGCCCAAAGUAAUGCUUUUAUGUGCCCUCAAUGUGGAAAAUCAUACUGUGUAAAGCAUUCACUAACUCGUCAUUUGAGAUAUGAGUGUGGCCAGCAACCAAAACAUCUCUGCACAAUGUGUGGUAAAAAGUUCAAGCACAACUAUGAUUUGCAAAUUCACAUCAAGAAAUCGUGCAAAGAAUUUGUUUCCUUAAUUCAGUAA
Molecule: messenger RNA, 753 nt
Organism: Thrips palmi
Lineage: Eukaryota; Metazoa; Arthropoda; Insecta; Thysanoptera; Thripidae
Product: zinc finger protein 333-like
Exons: 6
Coding region: 1-753 (250 amino acids)
Biological process (GO): regulation of transcription by RNA polymerase II
Molecular function (GO): DNA-binding transcription factor activity; RNA polymerase II cis-regulatory region sequence-specific DNA binding
Source: RefSeq, a predicted model, not a curated record